UGAAAAUUGAGACUGGUGUCUUCGUGAUUGUUUGAUAUGAUAAAACUUUGUGUAAAUAAUUGUGUACAGUCAAGUAAGGUCGUACGACUUGUUCGACGUAAAUAUGUUAUUGUAAAAGUAUUAAUCACACGAAAGUAUCAAUUUGUGUGGAGAAAAAAUAUUGAUAGCAAUAAUUAAUGGAGUCAAUUUUUCGGAAAGUGAGAAAGAAUCCACAAACAGUCGGUGGUAAACAUAGCAAACUAGGAGAGGGUUGGGAUGAGAACAGUGAGGCGGUAACUGAAGGUGUGGGCUUCUAUCUUAAGUACCUGGGCUCCACCCUGCUUGAUGAGCUGCCUCUGGGAGAGAGCUAUGGGGAGGGAGUGAGCACUCGUGCUGUACAGAGGAUUGUAGAGAUGGCAAAAUCUCAAGCUAAGAAGCUGGUGAAAGUGUCACUGAAAGUAACCCCUCAUGGCAUCAAGGUAGUUGAUAUGGACAGCAAGGACAUGCUCUUUGAUGUCUCCAUAUACAGGAUAUCGUUCUGUACAGCAGACAAGAAUCAUGAUAAGAUAUUUGCCUUCAUUGCAAGAAACACCAUCAACGAAACAAUGGAGUGCCAUGCUUUCUACUGUGCAAAGCAAAAAAUAGCACAAGCAGUGACCUUGUCUGUGUCCCAGGCUUUCAACCUGGCCAAAGACACGUGGGAGAAAACCAACAAUGCUAAAAAUACUCAACAGAAUCUCCACAAUAACCAGGUAUCUGUGGAGGGGGGCCAUAACAGGGUGACUGCGCUAUCACACCUACCUGACGGGGCCCAAGAAAGGGUGUCUGCCUCAUCAGACCACAAAGGGGUCCCAGCAGUACCACCUAGGAUGCACCAGGUGCAGUCAGCACCACUCAUAGACCUCCUCCAAGAUAGCCACCCACACCUUCCCAAGCCUCACAGUGUAGCAUGCUUGGAUAUUGACAGCCAGUCUUCUAGUCCCCGUCAUGGCUGGCAAACGUUUGAUGAGAGCAGUGAGACAUCACCAGUCCUGUUUAAUCUUGAAAUCACUGCUGACUCUGAUAACCUCGACGACUGCUUUUCUCAACUGGCUGAGAACAGAAGCCGCAAGGCGUGUUUCCCGGCGUUCUCCACGGACCUGGAGGGAGAGGACCAGGAUGAGUCCGUACAGAGUUACGUGGACCACAGCAGUGAGAGAUGUCUGGAGGCUUUCGCACGCACCAGGUCCCUAGAGGAUCUCAUGAACAUCUAGACAACAUCUCCAACAUGAAUAACUAGUAAUAGAAGAGCUAGGCUUAGAUAGCUGGCCUUAUGCUGGCUAAAAACCUCUUCUGUCACUUUGGGAGGAUCAAGAAGAAUUCUCAUAUAUAUUUCUACAAUUUUGCAGAGGUUAUCAUUAUAUUUAUAAAAAAAAUGUUCAAGAAUAGAUCUUCAUCUACUUUUA
Messenger RNA from Dreissena polymorpha, 1424 nucleotides. Its product is annotated as low density lipoprotein receptor adapter protein 1-A-like. Bases 177 to 1232 code for a protein of 351 amino acids. The transcript has 9 exons. NCBI's taxonomy places the organism in Eukaryota, Metazoa, Mollusca, Bivalvia, Myida, Dreissenidae. The record is from RefSeq and is a predicted model, not a curated record.